CUCCUCCUAUUUAAGAUCCGUACGAGCAGAUCAGCUCCAUUUCACUACACAAGUGUAACUGCCAGUGUCCCUCAUCGCUCUCUGUAGCUAGCUACUCCACUACUUGCCCAAGUCUACGGAGAUGCACAGACCACCGAGCUUUCUUCUGUUCCUCGUCGCCGCCGCGGCGUCGCGGUUGGUGCCGGCGGCGGCGGGGGACGACAACGGCGACUGGUCGAAGGGCACGGCCACGUUCUACGGCGGCGGCGACGCCUCCGGCACGAUGGGCGGCGCGUGCGGAUACGGGAACCUGUACUGGUCCGGGUACGGGACGGACACGGCGGCGCUGAGCUCGCCGCUGUUCGACGACGGCGCGUCGUGCGGGCAGUGCUUCAAGGUCACGUGCGACGCCGACGCGUCGCAGUGGUGCCUCAAGGGCAGGUCGGUGACCGUCACCGCCACCAACCUGUGCCCGCCCAACUACGCCGUCUCCGGCGACGACGGCGGCUGGUGCAACCCGCCCCGCCGCCACUUCGACAUGGCCCAGCCCGCCUGGCUCCAGAUCGCCCAGUACAAGGGCGGCAUCGUGCCGGUGCUCUACCAGAGGACGCCGUGCGUGAAGCAGGGAGGGGUGCGGUUCACGAUGGCCGGGUCCAACUACUUCGUGCUGGUGCUCAUCAGCAACGUGGCCGGGACCGGGUCGGUGAAGGCGGUGUGGGUGAAGGGGAGCAGCACGGACAGGAUGCCCAUGAGCAGGAACUGGGGCGCCAACUGGCAGUCGCUCUCGGGGCUCGCCGGCCAGGCGCUCACCUUCGGGGUCACCAACACCGACGGCAAGACCAUCGUCAUCCCCGGCGUCGUGCCGGCGUGGUGGAAGUUCGGGCAGUCCUUCACCUCCGGCGUCCAGUUCUCCGACUGAUCGGUGGACGACCAACCCAUUGGAGAUUUGGAGUUUCGAACGGCGGCUCCGGCUCCAUUGGCCGGCCAGAUGUCGAUCUAGCUAGGCUUUCUGAGAUUUCUGGUUGAAGAAGCACAUGCCAUCUUAAUUACAAAGAUUAAUAAUUGGACAGGGCCAUAUGGAGUACUGGGUGUAUUUGCUGUGAUAUGUAUAGUUCUAGCUAGCCUGCUCGGCCAUGCCGUUGAGGACCCAUUCAUGAUUCGUGGGAGGGGAAGACUGAAAGAGUGAAGUCUGGAGUUGAGUUCAUGCCGGUGACGAUUCCCGUAUCAGUAGGCAGUAGCUUUUCCUUCUGUAGACUGUUAGUAAUAUUUCCAGUCUUGUUGUGGUAAUAUUGUACUGUUGCCCCACACUGGACAGUGCAAAUAACUCCAUUA
Molecule: messenger RNA, 1311 nt
Organism: Panicum virgatum (switchgrass)
Lineage: Eukaryota; Viridiplantae; Streptophyta; Magnoliopsida; Poales; Poaceae
Product: expansin-A15-like
Exons: 2
Coding region: 122-898 (258 amino acids)
Biological process (GO): plant-type cell wall organization
Cellular component (GO): extracellular region
Source: RefSeq, a predicted model, not a curated record